AUGGGAAGAGAGCAAAUCCCACCUCAAUAUCCUCUUCAAAUCCUGUCCAAGAAGUUGAUAAAUCCGGCAAUUCCAACCCCUCAUAACCUUCGCAACUUGAAAAUAUCAGCCCUUGAUCAAUUAUAUCCUACACUUUAUCUCCCCUUCAUUUUCUUCUAUCCUAAUUUCAGUGAAAAAGAAUUUCAAUUAGCCGGCAAGAAAUUGGAGAAAUCACUAUCCAAAAUUUUAACCCUCUUCUAUCCUUUAGCAGGAAGGUAUAUCGAUGACAAUCUUUCAAUAGAUUGUAAUGAUAAUGGGAUUGAAUUUAUAGAAACCUUAGUAAAUGGCAAGCUUUCUCCAUUGCUUGGGAGAGAUGUUGAUUGCAGGCAGCUUAGCCAUUUGAUUCCUCACCAAUUUGAAUCGCCUACUAGUCCUUUAUUAGCAAUUCAAUGUAACAUUUUUGAGUGUGGUGGAUUAGCUAUCGGUUUGUGCAUUUCACAUAAGAUAGUUGAUGGAUUUUCAUUCACUAAGUUUAUUGAUGCAUGGGCUACUUCAUGCCGAUUAGGGAUCCAUAAAGUUGAUCACCCAAGCUUUGAUUUACCUUCCCUUUUGCCCACAAGAGAGACGGUUCCUGAAAUUAAGUCUGUUCAACGAUUUAAUCCCGGAUUGAAGACUGCGUCGAGGACGUUUGUCUUCGAUGGUUCGGCGAUAUCUAAUCUGAGGAAGAUUGCAAAAGAAGGUGGCAAAGAAUCACACAAACCGUCAAGGGUGCAAUUGGUGACAGCAAUUAUUUGGAAAGCUCUCAUGAGGGUUUGUCAAACUAAACAUGGGCAAUUGAGGCCCUCUAUAAUUUGUCAUACAAUGAACAUGAGAGGAAGAACAGCCCUUCCAAUCUCAGACGAUUGCUGUGGAAACUUGUUCAGGCCGGUGAUCGUGAAAUUCACACUCGAAAAUAAAAGCAAUAAGGUGGAGUUUCACCACCUGGUGAGUCUACUUGGUAAUGCAAUAAGAAGUACAGUUACUGAUUGUGCAAAACCACAAAAUGGCGAUGAUUUUUCCUCCAUGGUGAGUGAUGCCUGGAAAGAGGCUGGUGAGGAAUUAAACAAAGAUAUUGAUAAGGUUGAUGCUUAUGGAUUUACUAGUUUGUGCAGGAUGCCAAUUUAUCCUGAUUUUGGUUGGGGAAUACCUGCUCGAGUGACGCAUGUACAAUCUGUUGUUGAACUCAUUAUGCUAUUUGAUACAAGAGAUGGUGAUGGAGUUGAGGCAUGGAUGUCCUUGGAUGAAAAUGAUAUGAAUGUUUUUCAGCAAGAUCCAGAUAUUAUAGCUUUCACUUCCCAGGUCGAUCAUUAG
Molecule: messenger RNA, 1329 nt
Organism: Pistacia vera
Lineage: Eukaryota; Viridiplantae; Streptophyta; Magnoliopsida; Sapindales; Anacardiaceae
Product: acetyl-CoA-benzylalcohol acetyltransferase-like
Exons: 1
Coding region: 1-1329 (442 amino acids)
Source: RefSeq, a predicted model, not a curated record